This is a messenger RNA of Sciurus carolinensis (gray squirrel), 1029 nucleotides long. RefSeq names its product ADP-ribose pyrophosphatase, mitochondrial-like. The transcript has a single exon. Gene Ontology annotation, molecular function: ADP-ribose diphosphatase activity. Lineage: Eukaryota; Metazoa; Chordata; Mammalia; Rodentia; Sciuridae. Gene Ontology annotation, cellular component: mitochondrion. The coding region runs from base 1 to 1029 and encodes 342 amino acids. The record is from RefSeq and is a predicted model, not a curated record.
AUGGCCGGACGCCAUCUAGCAAAGACUGUAGUGACUGUGUCUCUCUCUGUGACCUUGGCCUCUGUAGCAGUCAGACCCAGCAGCCGCCCCAACAUCCAGGCCAGCGGGAGUCCGUUUUCCUCCGGUGGGUUUCUUCUAAACUUUGUCAUGUCGGGUUCGAACUUUACUGAGGUGAACCCGCACAAAAAGUCCAGGACAUCUCCAUACCCUGGCUCUAAUGUGGAGCGAAGCGAGGUCCCCAAUGAGAAAGUCAGCUGGUUGGUUGAGUGGCGAGAGUAUAGCCCGGUGGAGUACACGGCCCGCUCGGUUUUGGCUGGGCCCAUAUGGGCAGACCCCCAGGUGGGUGAAAGGAGCUUCUCUCCCAAAUUCAACGAAAAGGAUGGGCUUGUAGAGAGAAGGAGCCAGAAUGGCUUAUAUGAAGUUGAAAAUGGUAGACCCAGAAAUCCUGCAGGUCGGACAGGGCUGGCUGGCAGAGGGCUUUUGGGGCGCUGGGGCCCCAAUCAUGCUGCAGAUCCCAUCUUAACGCGGUGGAAAAGGGACGCCAAGGGAAACACAGUUAUCCAUCCUGUUUCUGGGAAAAACGUGCUGCAAUUUGUAGCCAUCAAAAGGAAGGAUUGUGGUGAAUGGGCAAUCCCAGGGGGGAUGGUGGAUCCAGGAGAGAAGAUUAGCACCACGCUGAAGAGAGAAUUUGGUGAGGAAGCCAUGAACUCCUUACAGAAAUCUAGAGCAGAAAGGCAGGAGCUGGAGAAAGACUUGCACAGACUUUUCAGCCAGGAACAUUUUGUGGUCUAUCAAGGCUAUGUGGAUGAUCCUCGGAACACAGAUAAUGCGUGGAUGGAGACAGAGGCUGUGAACUACCAUGAUGAAACAGGGGAAAUAAUGGACCAUCUUCCCCUGAAAGCUGGUGAUGAUGCCAAGGAAGUUAAGUGGGUAGAUGUUAACGAUAAGCUCAAGCUUUAUGCCAGCCACUCCCGAUUUAUCCAACUUGUGGCUGAGAAAAGAGGUGCCCACUGGAGUGAGGAGCUGUGA